AUGACUGAAGCUCAAGAACGCAUCCAACAAUGGAAUGCCAAGUUUGAGGAAUUACUGAGUUUUAUUCCCGCGAAAUUGUACAGCAAUGAAGAAACUUCUAACCAGUGGAAACAAAAGAAAGGAACAAAAAAGGAGCAAAAGGAGCGUAGAAUGAAGAAGUUUAGUAUGGACGGUCUUGCUGACGAAACAAACUCGGGAGCGUCUACUCCUAUGGAGCUAGAUACAUCCUCUGCCGAAAAGGAUGCUGAAAAUAUCAGUUCCGAGAAUGGAGGCAAUGAGUCCAUUCUGCAACUUCGCGAGAAGCUAGCUUCAAAAAUUCAAACGUUGCGUGAACAACGCAGAGCAGAAGGCCCUUCAAAAUUUGCAAGCAAGAGAAACCCUAGUACUAGGGAUCAAAAAUCUCCCGCAAAGAAUAAAAAGAAACAAAAGAAGGCUUCUCGUGGGUUUUGA
Schizosaccharomyces japonicus yFS275 is the source of this 450-nucleotide messenger RNA. RefSeq names its product ribosome biogenesis protein Rrp14-N. Bases 1 to 450 code for a protein of 149 amino acids. The record is from RefSeq and is a predicted model, not a curated record. The transcript has 3 exons. NCBI's taxonomy places the organism in Eukaryota, Fungi, Ascomycota, Schizosaccharomycetes, Schizosaccharomycetales, Schizosaccharomycetaceae.